GUUUUGACUAUUGUAAUCAAGAGUCACUUGCUUCACUUUUCGAAAUGAGUACAGAAUUAAUUCUGAACCUUUAGGAGCAAAUUAAAGAAAUUAUAAUUCAAGAGAUACUGUAGUUUGCAGAGACGGUAAGACGUUGGUGGCGGUACUGCACCAAGAAGAAGAAGAAGAAGGAAGAGGAAGAGGAAGAAGAAGAAGAGCAAGAGCAAGAGCAAGAAGAAGAAGAGCACGAGCAUGAGCAGCAGCAAAUGCCAGCUUCUCAAUGGAAACUGAAAGCAUCUCGGGCUCAUGAUAAGGUGGGCAACUGCAACAGAUUCACUGAUCCCAGCCAGAAGCAGAGCAGCCUCCUGUCUGUGAAGAACAACAGGUGAAGCAGGUGUCAGGAGGAGGACUGGUUUACCUGUGCAGAGAAGGAUCAGAGAAAAAGAAAGAGGUGGACACGAAGAGGACUGCAGAUGGCUGGCUUUCUGGAUAACUUCCGCUGGCCAGAGUGGGAAUGCAUCGACUGGGGGGAGAGGAGGAACGCAGUGGCUUCUGUUGUCGCUGGAGUUCUGUUCUUCACAGGCUGGUGGAUCAUGAUUGAUGCAGCAGUAACGUAUCCAUCCCAGGAGAAGAUGAACCACGCAUUCCACACAUGUGGCGUCUUCUCCACCAUAGCAUUCUUCAUGAUCAAUGCAGUUUCUAAUGGCCAGGUGAGAGGAGACACAUAUGGAGAGGGCUGCCUUGGCAGGACAGGAGCUCGUCUCUGGCUGUUUAUCGGCUUCAUGAUGAUGUUUGGCUCACUCAUCGCCUCCAUCUGGAUCCUGUUCGGUGGCUACGUCAUGCCAAAAAAAGAAGUGGCACCCGGGCUGGCUGUGUUCUUUCAGAAUGCCUUCAUCUUUUUUAGCACUCUGAUCUACAAGUUCGGCCGGACUGAAGAUUUAUGGGGUUAGAGGGUCUGUCUUAUUACUGACUGUCUUUACUCUCUCUUUCACACACACAACACCAACACAUGUUUUGUAAUCUCUUGUUUUAACUAAAAAAGCUAUAGAAUCUCCAGUCCAAACACACACAUUAAUUCACAGAAUGUUUUAUAACCUGCAUUUGCUUUUUAAACAGAAACCCAUUACUGCUGCACCACACACACACACACACACACACACACACACACACACACACACUGACUGUGUCAACAGGCACAUAGUGGUGUAGCUAUUUUUAUUAGUUUAUCUGUGUUGUUCUUGAGAAAAUAAUUUGACGUUUGAAAAUGUUUGUAUUUUAAAUAAGGGAAUUCCUGUUUAUUAUUGAGAACUGAAUAGCCAGGUUCAUUUAGUUUCGUUGUAUCUCAGAUGCUUCUCAAGUGUUAAUUCAUGUCAUUGUUUGUUUAAUAUGUUGGGAAAUCAUCAUUUUUCUGGGGACAGGCUAAUUUAUUGACAUAAAUACAUUUUGAAGUGGAUGCAAGAGUAAACACACCACCAUGGGUCUGAUUCAUAUUAGGGUCAAUUUCCUGCUGACAGAUUAGUCUCUGUCGUUCUGCCUUAGGAUGACAUGUUUUUUAAAUAGUCUGUUUAGUCCUCUUGUACUUUGUCCUUGUUUAGCUCUGCUUUUACCAGAAAAUGUCUUGUAAAGUGAGAUAUAAUUAUUCAGAUACAUGGGAUUUUUUCGGUAGCCAUUUUAAGUAUUUCAUUAUAGAACAAAUAUUGUGAAGCUGUCAAUCAGACUGCUGUAGUAACAGUAUUAAAGGACUUGUAACGGACUACUUUACACUCCUUCCUAUCACAUAUAGACAUGUGCAACAGACCAUUUUUUUAUGUAAUAAGAUACACUUGGACCCUAAAGCUUUGACUUGCAUGGAGAAAAAAACAAGAUGGAAAACCCUGGGGAAAUGGGAUUUGGGGUUAGUUCCUAUCUUUUUUUAAAAUGUUCUGACUUUUCAAUAGCUAAAAACGUGAAAAAUAAAGAAAAUGUUUUAUUAGAGAA
Molecule: messenger RNA, 1956 nt
Organism: Siniperca chuatsi (mandarin fish)
Lineage: Eukaryota; Metazoa; Chordata; Actinopteri; Centrarchiformes; Sinipercidae
Product: transmembrane protein 50B
Exons: 7
Coding region: 453-929 (158 amino acids)
Biological process (GO): late endosome to vacuole transport via multivesicular body sorting pathway; protein targeting to vacuole
Source: RefSeq, a predicted model, not a curated record